Messenger RNA from Sparassis crispa, 1929 nucleotides. RefSeq lists its product as hypothetical. Lineage: Eukaryota; Fungi; Basidiomycota; Agaricomycetes; Polyporales; Sparassidaceae. The transcript is spliced from 2 exons. The record is from RefSeq and is a predicted model, not a curated record. Bases 1 to 1929 code for a protein of 642 amino acids.
AUGAUGCUCCUCUGUCGGUGUACACACAGAUUUGAUGCUACGACGCUUCUCAUACUGCUCACCCUGCUUGGCACGUUGCUGCCAGGUGCAUAUGCAGCCCCUUUGCUGCCGAGGGGUUCUGUGAAUGCUACUGCGAUCUCGGUGCCCAUCGUCGUGCUCUCUGUAUUUAUUUUCGUCGGAGUGCUCGUCGCAUGCGGAGGGAGAGCCUUCCGCAGUCGUAUCGCAUCCUGGUGUGCUGGAGCCGCCUUAGCCACGGGCUCGGUGUUCCCAGUCACAUCACAACCAACGGAGCUGACCGCAGAGCAACUCGCUGGACCAUCACCCAAUGGUGCCAACACCCCAGCGCCUUCUCGUUCCCGCAGGAACCGGCGUGCCCGUCCAAAUUCGGUACGAUCUACCAGGUCUCUCCCGGUGUACAUGAAGGAACCGGGAGACGACGAGCUCGUCAUAUUUCGAGGUCCCGAAGAGCUUGAAGACUCGAAUAUCCAGGCGACGAUCGUCCUGCCGCCGGUAGACGAGCUCAACGAGCACACCCCGGACAAUUCGCUCGACAUCUCACGGUCCCGAUCGCCGAUAUACGUGCCUCUGCCCGAGAGUGCGCCUGAGACGCCUCUUCUCGAGACGCACGACGGAUUGCCUGAGCCAAACGCAGCAACGGAUAAUGUCGACGAGGCGACCCUCGUAGACGAAAGAGGCGAGGCUCCACCGUACGAGGUAGUGCCGAUGGACAGCCCUUCAAGUCUGGACGAGCCGAGAGCGGAUACGCCGUCCACUGUUCACGACGACAGCGCCGCUCCGACGCCAGAGCCAGAUCACGCUGGGCAUGGGCGAACGGCGAGCGGGAGAAUAACCGGUUUGUUCGCUCGCUCGGACGCUGCUAAUAGGGCAGCGCACCAGCGGGAGGGCAGCGGGAGGCGGUUUUCUGGCUUCUUCUCGAGACUGACUGGGGCGGCACACCCUGCAGUGCCGCCGGUGCCGCAGCUCGCGCUGGAGGAGCGGGGACAUUCGCGCGAACUUUCUACUCCGUCCACCCUAUCGGCGACAUCGUCUCGUCCGUCUAUCAGCUCGGCGCAACAACCGACGCACCGUGCCUCGCGCUCCGGUUCGGGGUCGGUGCUCAGUCUCACGUCGUCGAUGUUCCGUGCAACGUCGCACCCGCGCUCGCACUUGGAGGUGGUGACGUCGCCGUCGACGAUCUCGCUGACCUCGAUUUCCGCUCCGCUGACGCACACGGCGAUGCGCACGGAAUUUACGUACCCGAGAGGUGGGCCGACGCCAGAGCAGAUGAAGCUGAUUUCGUCGCGCGAAUCGUUUGCGCGGUUUGGUGUGCCGUACGGGCGUGACGCGAUCGCGUACUCGGCGUCACGGCUCGACCUGAGCAUGCCCCCACCUGUCUUCGAGGAGGAGGCUGCGGGUACCUCAGGGACGGAUUCUGCUGAGGUUGCAUCCGUAAACAGCGCAGAAUCCGCUCCAGCGCCGGCCGAGGCAGCCGAACCCGCUAGCUCAUCUGACGAGCCAGGGCUGACGCAUGCGGAACCCGACGCGGGUCCUUCCUCGGCACCAUCAUCGCCACAAGCGCCGUUGGAAUCCUCAACACAGCUCUCCAGCGCGCCGAAAUUGCUGAAACCGACGCUGCCGCCGUCGUCCUUCAGGCCGGCAGUCACCAACCCCCGCUCGGCAUCCCGCGCGAGCUCGCAGGCCGAGUCGUUUGCGACCGCCGAGGAAUCGUUUCACACCGCGUCGGAGCCUGCGACGCCAGUCAUGCCUUCGGCGACGCUCUCGCUGGACGUGUCGGACGAUCCGCUACAACUUCGCGCGGCCGCGGGCACUGACUCUGAUGCCCUCGCGACCCCCCGUGCGCCCUCACGAAUUGACCACGAACAAAACCCUACAUCUUUCAUACAUUCACCACUGAGCAUGGUACCGUGA